This is a messenger RNA of Branchiostoma floridae (Florida lancelet), 2914 nucleotides long. Its product is annotated as rho GTPase-activating protein 39-like. Lineage: Eukaryota; Metazoa; Chordata; Leptocardii; Amphioxiformes; Branchiostomatidae. Gene Ontology annotation, biological process: signal transduction. The coding region runs from base 245 to 2914 and encodes 889 amino acids. Gene Ontology annotation, cellular component: cytoplasm; cytoskeleton. The transcript is spliced from 11 exons. The record is from RefSeq and is a predicted model, not a curated record. Gene Ontology annotation, molecular function: GTPase activator activity; protein binding.
UUUGCUAUUGAUUUUUCAUAAUGAUUUAUUCACUUUUCCCCCUGAGGAUUUUUGGACUGUCCCAAGGGAGGGGUCAGUGGACAUGUAGAGCAGGUCAGUGCGCAGGCGCAGUAAAGUUGGCAAACAAAAUGGCGACCAACUGUUAGCCAAAGUUUUUGGAGUCCAGUCGCGAAAAAAAUCUUCACAACUUUCCGACAAUUUUCUCACGUCGGCGCGACUCGUGCGCCCCGGAUUUCUCCCCAGGAUGUCGCUAGCGGGCGAGAGGGCCGACUGGGUCGAGAUCAUCGAGCCCAAAUCGCGCGAGAUCAUGUUUGCUAACCUGGUUACCGGGGAGUGUGUUUGGGACCUGCCCGUUGGAGUCGCCGUCAAAAAGGCGCACGAUAACCAGUGGUGGGAGCUUUUCGACAACAACACCUCAAGGUAUUACUACUACAAUGCCCACAGUCAGAAGACAGUCUGGCAUCGCCCCAAGAACGCUGACAUCGUUCCCCUCGCCAAACUACAGAAGCUGAAGGAGAACACCGAGAUUCAGGAGCGACAGGAACGGGAGAAGGAGAUGAGAGAACGAGCAAUGAGGAACAAGACUCCGCAGCAAAACGGAACCGACACUCGGCAAGGCACGCCGCGUACCAUUGACUCUCCACAACCUCGCAAGAAAUCUAUGAACCAAUCGCUCACCACCUUUCAGGGGAAGCCUGCUACUCCGGAUCAUUUGAACAAUUACGACAAGUCGGCUCUGCAGAGCGCACAGUCGCGGAAAAGGAGCCGGGAAGGGCCGCAGAAUAUCGAUAACCCUUCUUAUGUUGACACAGGAAAAAUGGAGACUCAUGCUUCUAAGUUUCGUGACCAGCAGCGGCAAGGAUCGCCAGUGGUACUUAGGAAAAAUGCGCAGGAAAUUAUGGAUAAUCGUGCGAUGAACAUCGCUCAUAGUAGACAGGGGAGCAAGGCGUCGCAGGGGUCACAGGGUUCGUACGAUUCCCAGGGAAACUUGGUAGGAAACAACGAGAACAUAAACUACAACGGCAACAACUACACAUCUGCUCAAAAGGAGAACAGUGACUCUGUAUCACACUCAAGGCAAGGGAGCAAACUGUCCGACCGCGACCGACCGGUACAUAAUGAUUACGUGGAGUUAAAGAGAGAAGGAGGUAUGACAAAUUCAGAUUACGCCAAUAUAGAGAUCAUUCGGAGCGUCUCGAAAAAGACGACGCCACCACCACCGCAAGUCAGUGACUACCAGAACGCAGAAAUGUUCCGGAUAACACAAUCCACGCCACAAGUGAAUACGCAGACUCCCGUUUCAGAUUUGCAGACGCCUGGGACGGGCGCGUAUAGUUCGGGAGACUUGACGACGACAGGUACAAGUUCGAACGCUCCGAGUUCCAGCAGUUAUACACCAGGCGUGCUCAAGGAGUCUCAGGUUCCGAACUUGGAGGGGUCGUUCCGGGAAAAGCCCAGGAACCAAGUCGAGCGAUCAUCCAGCGAUGGCGAGAGAUCGGGGUCGUACGGCAAGCGUCAGGCGCCCAACCUGCCCACCUCCCAGUCCGAGGGCGAGAUCGGCGCAAAGGUCCGCCGCGGGAGCAACAUGUCUAUGCCCGGUCCUUCAAGGUCGUUAGGGUCACUGUUGAAGGCGAAGAAGCCGCAAGGAGACGUGGACAUCAUGAGUUAUGCUAAGGACAACUUCAACAGGCAUAAAAAGGGCCUGUUCAGGAAGCCUGUCUCCAUAGCGACCAUGUUGACAUGGACGAAGGACCCCAUCAAGAAGCCGAUGAUCAUGACUCGAGACAAGACUGUGAAGAAGGAGGCUGUGGAAGUCUUCAGGCUCAUACAGAUUUUCAUGUCUGACCGUACAGUGAAGAAGGUUGACCAGAUGAGUGUAGCGCUGGACAUCACGACACGGGGCUGGACUAUCCAGGGUCUGAGGGACGAGGUUUACAUCCAGGUCAUCAGACAGACCUCAGACAACAAGAAAAUUGAGAGUCUACAGAAAGGCUGGGAGUUGAUGGCCAUCUGUCUGGCCUUCUUCCCUCCAACUGCCAAGUUCCAGUCCUACCUGGAGGGAUACAUCUACAGGUUCCUAGAGACAGAGACAGACGAUGACCUACAGGGGUUCCCUCGCAGCCUGUACGCACAGCACUGCUACAAACAGCUGGACAGGAUAUGUAAGACAGGUGCAAGAAAAGGCCUAAAGAAGCCGACAAUCGACGAAGUGGCCCAGGCGAAACACAACAUCUUCCACCCCUCCAUGUUUGGAAAAGGCCUCAAGAAGCCGACGAUAGAUGAGGUUGCCCAGGCGAAACACAACAUCUUCCACCCCUCCAUGUUUGGGAACACCCUGGAUGACAUCAUGAACAUGCAGAAGCAGCGGUAUCCAGAGCGACGGUUACCAUGGAUACAGACCACCCUGUCCAAUGAGGUGCUGAAGCUGGGAGGAGAGAGGACUGAGGGUAUCUUCAGGGUUCCUGGGGAUAUUGAUGAGGUCAACGCCCUGAAGGUGCAGAUGGACAGGUGGGAGCUUCCUAACGAGAUAAUGGACCCCCACGUGCCCGGCUCCCUCCUCAAGCUGUGGUACCGCGAGCUGUACGAACCCCUCAUCCCGCCCAGCUACUACCGCCGCUGCGUCGACAGUUACGACAACCCACAAGCCGCCAUCGCGGUCAUCCAGUCGCUACCGGAAAUCAACCGCCUGGUCCUCUGCUACCUGCUCAACUUCCUCCAGGUGUUCGCAAGGUCAGAGAACUCCAAGGUCACCAAGAUGGACGCCAGUAACCUCGCCAUGGUCAUGGCGCCCAACUGUCUACGCUGCGAGUCGGACGACCCGCGGGAGAUCUUCGAGAACACGCGGAAGGAAAUGUCGUUCAUUCGCACGCUGCUCUUAAACAUGGACACAGAAUUCAUGACCGGAGUCGUGUAG